Symbiodinium pilosum is the source of this 1683-nucleotide messenger RNA. NCBI's taxonomy places the organism in Eukaryota, Dinophyceae, Suessiales, Symbiodiniaceae. The record is from the annotation of a GenBank genome assembly.
AUGGGUAUCUCGCCGGAAACCCUUGCGCUCCAGAAUAGUGUGACCUCGGCAGCCAUUAUAGAAGAGUUCAAGAGCGAUGCCGCAUUCAAGCAGGUGGCAGAGCGAUUGAUGAAGGAGAUCAUGCAGCGUGACCAGGAAGACGGGGACAAGCUGGCCAAGGGCAUUCAGCUUGCAGUAGACAAGAAGGUUCUACCAGCUGACGUUGCAGUUGAGCCCAUCACGAAGGUCAGCGUUUCAGGGAAGAGCGCCGAGCAAGUUGCUGAUGAAAUUAUAGCAGCACUGGGCGAGGCCCCAUCCAAGGGCUGUGUCAUGACACUGCAGGGCCUUUCCGGCACGGGAAAAGGCACAACCGUUGACAAGCUCAGGGAGAAGCUACCAAAUGCCCAAACCUGGAGCAAUGGCAACCUGUUCCGGUCCAUCACGCUGUUGGCCGUUACUAGCUCUGAGCAGAAGGGCUGCGACCUCACGGAAGUUUUGACGCCAGCCGACUUGGAAACAUUCUGCGGGAUGCUGGAGUUCGGCAAGUUUAACGACAAGUGGGAUGUCAAAAUAGAGGGUUUGGGUUGCAAGCACUUCGUCUCCGAAGUUGAGAAGACCGUGCUCAAAGAGUCCAAAGUGGGCAAGAACAUUCCCACUGUCGCAGAGGUCACCCAAGGGGAGGUUGUCAACUUUGUGCAGAAGGCACUGGCCUUGAUGGCAGCUGGUGGCACAAACGUGCUGCUCGAAGGCCGUGAGCAGACACUGAAUCACAUCCGCACUCCGCACCGUUUCGAGCUGGUUCUCGAUGAGCCCGUGAUCAUUGGCAUGAGACAGGCAGCGCUGCAAAUGGGUGCAAAAGCCAAUGACAAGGUCAAGGCCAUGGACAAGGCUGAUGAGGCAGCAGUCAAGGCUGCACUGGAGGAAGUCCAUGCACAAAUCAUGGAGCUGAAGAGUGCCCAUGACCUGCUAGACCUUGCUGGAGAAUUCGUGAAUGAGUUCGCAGUUUUCCACGCGUCAGCCGCGCUACACCGGAUAGCGAAGGCCGAUGACCACCACCAGGUGAAGGGCGAUGAGCGGUUGCGUGUACUGGCUUCCAAAGCCACACGAGAGCUGGUCAAGUGGGACAAGCUGAAGAAGCCACAGACGAUGUCUAAAAUCGUGUGGGCCAUGGCUAAGCUGGACCUCAGGCUACACAAGCUAGUCGCCAAGGUCUCUGAUGAGGCGCUACAGAAGCUGCCGGAGUUUGAGCCGCAACAGCCCCUGGGUGAUUUCGUGGGGGCACUGCGUGGCCGCGUCUCCACUCUGGCGCCGCUGGGCCGCGCGAACCUCUGCUGGGCCGUGGCGAAGCUCCAGGUGCGCGAAGCGUCGCUGAUGCAGGAGUUGGCACAGCAGACGUUUCAUCGUGGCCAAAACCUAGCGAAUACCAGUUGGGCUUUUGCCACCCUUCGAGUGGCUGAUGAGCGCUUUUUCGACUCGGUCGCGAAGGUGGUGGCAGCCCAAUGUAGCGAUUUUGCUCAACAGAACAUCAGCAACACUGCCUGGGCAUUUGCGAAGCUGCAAAUCAAGAGGCCCGAGAUGAUGGCAGCCAUUUCACGGUGUGUGCAGCGGCGAGCUGCAGAAAUGCCGGCACAAGGAAUUGCUAACACUGCCUGGUCGUUUGCAACGCUGAACAUCAGGGAUGACGCCCUCAUGCGAGGACCUUGA